Messenger RNA from Pseudopodoces humilis (Tibetan ground-tit), 1909 nucleotides. The record is from RefSeq and is a predicted model, not a curated record. Lineage: Eukaryota; Metazoa; Chordata; Aves; Passeriformes; Paridae.
AUGUGGGGAGCGCCGGCUGCCCCGCGGGGCCACCCCGCUCCCCCCUGCUUGCUGCCGGUGACCUGGCUUCUGGCGCUGCAUGCAGGUCUGCUGACAGGGGUGAACAUCACCAGCCCCACUCCACUCGUCCGUGGCACGGCAGGCAAAGCGGCGCUGCUGUCAGUGCGCUACGCCAGCGCCAGCGCUGACAAGCCAGUGGUCAAGUGGCAGCUGAAGAGGGACAAACCUGUCACCGUCGUCCAGUCCAUCGGCACCGAGAUCAUUGGCAACCUCCGACCCGACUACCGCGACCGCAUCCGGGUGCUGGAGAACGGCUCGCUGCUCAUCAGCCCCUUGCAGCUGGCUGAUGAAGGCGCUUACGAGGUGGAGGUGUCCAUCACUGACGACACUUUCACUGGCGAGAAGACCAUCAACCUCACCGUGGACAUUCCAAUCUCAAAACCACAAGUGCUGGUGGCCUCCUCAACGGUGCUGGAGCUCAGUGAGUUCUUCACCCUCAACUGCUCACACGAGAACGGCACCAAGCCCACCUACACCUGGCUGAAGGAUGGGCGGCCGCUGAGCAACGACUCCCGCCUGCUCCUCUCCCCUGACCAGAAGAUCCUCACCAUCACCCGUGUUCUCAUGGCUGAUGAUGACGUCUACAGCUGCCUGGUGGAGAACCCCAUCAGCCAUGGCCGCAGUAUCCCCGUGAAGCUCACUGUUUACCGCCGGAGCUCUCUCUAUAUCAUCCUGUCCACAGGCGGCAUCUUCCUUCUUGUCACCCUGGUGACAGUUUGUGCCUGCUGGAAACCCUCCAAAAAGGAGAAGCGACAAGCGGAGACACAACCAACCUCUGACUACGCGGAGCAGGAUGAGGAGCGCCUGAAGCACGAGGGUGAGUUGGAGCAUGGCAGUGGAGGGCUGGGGGAACACCAGUGCUUCUGGCAUGGUGAGCAGCACCUUGCUUCCACACAGCCGAAGGCAUCCCACGGAGUGGCGAGCACGAGCGCAAGAACCCAGUGGCUUUGUACAUCCUUAAAGAUAAGGACUCGCCAGAGGCAGAGGAGGAUUCAUUGCCUGAACCCCGCGGCACAGUUGAACCAGGCUACACCAGCUCACCAGUACCAGCAGCCGGACGCUCACCAGGACCAGUGGGGCGUUCGACUCGCCGUUACCAUCGCUCGCCAGCUCGCUCACCCGCCUCGACGCGGACCCACCGGUCACCACCGGGUUCCCCGGCACGUUCCCGCGGCGCUCCACGGCUGCUGCGGACUGCCGGCGUCCACGUUAUUCGGGAGCAGGAGGAGGCCAACGCCGUGGAGAUCAGUGCCUGAGCAGGGGGGACUGUGCGCGCUUUGGUGGCAGCGUGCAAGUGAGCAGGGACACCAGCACGGCCACAUUUCUGCCACUGAGCAAGCGGGGACACCGGCACAGCCCUGCUCCCACCACUGGGCGUCAUUCUGCUCGGCGUAAAGUCACUAAUUUCCUAUUGAUCCCACCCAGAGCUCCCCUCUUCCGUCCCCCAUCUUCCUGGGGCAUCGCUUUAAUGGCUUUCUCGCCGGGACGAGUGUGCAGGGAGCGUGCAGAAAGCACAUGCGUGUGCAGAGAGAACAUGCAAUCAUUGCACGGAGAGAGUGUGCCAGAGGGUGUGCAUGGAGCAUGCAGAGAGAGCGUUGGAGCGCUGCACAGUGGAAGCAUGCAUGGAGCGUGCAGGAGGGCGCAUGGACUGUGCACACACGGUGCAUGGGGGCAGGCACGUGUGCAGCAAGUGUGCACACAGCGUGCACAGAGGAUGCACAGAGCAUGCAGGAGAACAUGUGGAGCCUGCAGAGAGAGCACACACUGCACAGAGUGUGCACAGAGUGUGCGUGGAGUGUGCAGAGUCCACUGAACCAGCACGGCCUUUGUGAGCGUGCCAGCACUGGGU